UCUUGUGGGAACUGGCACCUCCUGCCUCUCCUGUGCCUUCCUGCCAGGCUGAGUGACAGUCCUCAGAGGGCAAGAGCAGUGGGAGGAGAGCACAGCUCGUGCCUUGGACGGCAGGAGGAUUGCUGAGCUUCUGGCUGCCUUCUCCCUGCUCAGAGUAUUUCCCAAGAGAAAAACUUCUUCCCAGCAUGGCAAGUGGGAAGACCUUAAAUAAUGAACUUUCUAAGCUUUUCAAUGAGAUGUGGGAUGCGGAUGUUCACCGCCUUAGGCCUGGGAGAGACUACACAAUUGAUGUGCAGGGAAAAGCAGGUCCAGCACAGCAAGGGGACACGGCUGUCCAGGACAACGCAGCCAGACAUCUGUUUCACAAUGUAAAUGAAGAACGCCUGAGGAGCAUAAAAACUUUUGCAACCUUUAUUUCCUUAUUGGACAACUAUGAGACAUCAACUGGUGUAGCAGAAGUAGUGACUCCAGAAGAAAUAGUUGAAAACAACCGUUUCCUUGAUGCUGUCUUAGCAACACAAGUCAUGAGACUAGCUCAUGACUAUCUGCUGAAAAAAAACCUAGCAAGGCCAAACCUUGCAGAUUUCAAACAUCAGCUUUAUGACAUCUGGUUCCAGCUCUAUGCCAGGAAAGAAGGAGACAGACCUGAUUCUUGUGGGUUUGAACAUGUUUUUGUUGGAGAAACAAGGCAUGGUAAAGAGAUCUUAGGUUUGCACAACUGGGUGCAAUUUUACCUUCAGGAAAAGCGCAACCAGAUUGAUUACAAGGGAUACGUAGCUCGGAAGAACAAAACCAGGCCUGAUAAAGAUGACCAAGUUUUGAGCAUCCAGUUCAGCUGGAAGGGCUCAGUCAAGCCAGUCGGAAGCACCUUUAUUGGUGUCAGCCCAGAGUUUGAAUUUGCCCUUUACACAGUCAUUUUCCUGCUGUCUGAAGAAAGAGUCACACGUGAAACAGUGAAGAUAGAUGAGUACGAGCUACAGAUGGUUGUCUGGCGCCAUGGGCACCACAUUGGAACAGCAUAUCCAGUACUGCUCAGCACCACUAGUGAAGAUUAGUGAGAGAGCAGGAAACUUCUUUUUUCAAUUUGAGGGAAAGGAGGAGUGGUUGAGAGAGGAGGAAUGGAUGGGGGGUGGACAGGACCAGAGAGCAAAGUUAAUAUGUUGUUUUAUACAACUAAUUUCAAGUAAAAAUUGAUGACUCUGUCUCUUUUGGUCUGCAAUGGAAUGUUUAAUCAGUAGUGUGUUGUGACACUGUCUGAGAAACCAUGAAACAUACUCCUGCUCACAUUAAAUUUACGUCUAAAUUA
Messenger RNA from Zonotrichia albicollis (white-throated sparrow), 1306 nucleotides. RefSeq names its product poly(U)-specific endoribonuclease. Gene Ontology annotation, molecular function: RNA endonuclease activity. Lineage: Eukaryota; Metazoa; Chordata; Aves; Passeriformes; Passerellidae. The record is from RefSeq and is a predicted model, not a curated record.